Molecule: messenger RNA, 933 nt
Organism: Chrysoperla carnea
Lineage: Eukaryota; Metazoa; Arthropoda; Insecta; Neuroptera; Chrysopidae
Product: cytochrome P450 3A19-like
Exons: 7
Coding region: 1-933 (310 amino acids)
Molecular function (GO): iron ion binding; oxidoreductase activity, acting on paired donors, with incorporation or reduction of molecular oxygen; monooxygenase activity
Source: RefSeq, a predicted model, not a curated record
AUGCCUGAAGAGUAUCGAAACUUGAUCCGAGUAUGGAUUGGUCCAGUUCCCGUAAUCGGAUCAUCAAAUCCAGAAAUUGUUCAAGAACUUCUUACAAAUGAACAUGUUUUAGAAAAAGGUUACUUAUUGAAAUUAAUUUGGAAUCCCGUAAUGGGAAAAUCAAUUUUCACAUCAGAAGCUCGAUUAUUGAAUCCAAUCAAAUUGCCUUCUAUAUUGUAUCGAUUCACACGUGAUUAUAAAAUGGUAUCGAGAAGUCGUGACGUUACACACGAAUUUACUAAAAAAAUUAUUUCUGAAAAAAGAAAAAAACACUUACAUAAUGAAACUAAUGUUCUCAUUUUGGCGGGUUAUGAAACAACAGCACUUUCUCUCAGCUUUGUUUUAUUACAUUUGGCUGUAUAUAAAGACAUACAAAGAAAACUAUAUAAUGAAAUAAUAGAAGUUGUUGGUGACACAAAUGUACACUCAAUGAAUGUCGACGAUUUACCAAAGCUCAAAUAUAUGGAUAUGGUUCUUAAGGAAUCAUUGAGAUUAACUCCAACGGUUCCAAUAAUUUCAAGAGAAGCAUCUCAAGAUAUAAAAAUUGGCAAUUAUACAAUUCCAAAAGGAGCAAAUAUAUUAAUUCCAAUAAUUAAUAUCCAUCGAAAUCCAGAAUAUUGGGAAAAUCCAUUAAAAUUUGAUCCAGAGAGAUUCUCACCAGAAAAUAUACAAAAUCGCCAUCCUUACGCUUACAUGCCAUUCAGUGCUGGUCCUAGAAAUUGUUUUGGUAGGAGAUAUGCAUGGAUCUUUAUGAAAACAACAUUGGUUGCAUUAUUAAGUCGAUAUGAAUUCCAUACCGAUAUAAAUUUGGACACAUUACAGUUUGAAGCAGGAAUAACAUUGAGAUUAGUUAAUGGGCACCAAGUUCGAAUCACUCCACGAUAUAAUUCAUAA